Mastomys coucha (southern multimammate mouse) is the source of this 1923-nucleotide messenger RNA. RefSeq names its product succinate-CoA ligase ADP-forming beta subunit (gene Sucla2). Bases 37 to 1428 code for a protein of 463 amino acids. Gene Ontology annotation, biological process: tricarboxylic acid cycle; succinyl-CoA metabolic process. The record is from RefSeq and is a predicted model, not a curated record. Gene Ontology annotation, molecular function: ATP binding; metal ion binding; succinate-CoA ligase (ADP-forming) activity. Gene Ontology annotation, cellular component: succinate-CoA ligase complex; mitochondrion. The transcript is spliced from 12 exons. Lineage: Eukaryota; Metazoa; Chordata; Mammalia; Rodentia; Muridae.
CCUGCGCGGUGCCCAGGGGACGGGUCGGACUCAGAAAUGGCGGCUUCCAUGUUCUACGGCCGACAGUUGGCUGCGGCCGCCCUGAGGAGCCGCCGGCCGCAGGCUACGCUGCGAGCCGCCGCCCAGGUUCUGGGAAAUUCUGGAUUGUUUAACAAGCAUGGACUCCAAAUUCAGCAGCAGCAGCAAAGGAAUCUUUCACUGCAUGAAUACUUGAGUAUGGAAUUACUACAGGAAGCAGGUGUCUCUGUUCCUAAAGGCUUCGUGGCAAAAUCAUCAGAUGAAGCUUACGCAAUUGCCAAAAAAUUAGGGUCAAAGGAUGUUGUGAUAAAGGCACAGGUUUUAGCUGGCGGCAGAGGAAAAGGGACGUUUACAAGUGGCCUCAAAGGAGGAGUAAAGAUCGUUUUCUCUCCAGAAGAAGCAAAAGCUGUUUCCUCACAGAUGAUUGGGCAGAAAUUGAUUACCAAGCAAACUGGAGCAAAGGGCAGAAUAUGCAAUCAAGUUUUGGUCUGUGAGCGAAAGUAUCCCAGGAGAGAAUACUACUUUGCAAUAACAAUGGAGAGGUCAUUUCAAGGUCCUGUGUUGAUAGGAAGUGCACAAGGUGGUGUUAACAUUGAAGAUGUUGCUGCUGAGAAUCCUGAAGCCAUUGUAAAGGAACCUAUUGAUAUAGUUGAAGGCAUCAAAAAGGAACAAGCUGUGACACUUGCAAAGAAGAUGGGAUUUCCUUCUAACAUUGUGGACUCUGCAGCAGAAAACAUGAUCAAGCUGUAUAAACUUUUUCUGAAGUAUGACGCAACUAUGGUAGAAAUAAACCCAAUGGUAGAAGAUUCUGACGGAAAGGUGUUGUGCAUGGAUGCAAAGAUCAAUUUUGAUUCAAAUUCAGCCUAUCGCCAGAAGAAGAUCUUUGACCUUCAGGACUGGAGCCAGGAAGACGAAAGGGACAAAGAUGCAGCUAAUGCAGAUAUUAACUAUAUUGGCCUCGAUGGGAACAUAGGAUGUCUAGUCAAUGGUGCUGGCUUGGCUAUGGCCACAAUGGAUAUAAUAAAGCUCCACGGAGGGACUCCAGCCAACUUCCUUGAUGUUGGUGGAGGUGCCACAGUCCAGCAAGUAACAGAAGCAUUUAGACUCAUCACCUCAGAUAAAAAGGUGCAGGCUAUUCUCGUCAACAUUUUUGGAGGAAUCAUGAGAUGUGACGUUAUUGCACAAGGAAUCGUCAUGGCAGUAAAAGGUUUAGAGAUCAAAAUACCUGUUGUGGUGCGGUUACAAGGUACACGAGUUGAUGAUGCUAAGGCAUUGAUAGCAGACAGUGGUCUUAAAAUCCUUGCUUGUGAUGAUUUGGAUGAAGCUGCUAAAAUGGUUGUAAAGCUCUCUGAAAUAGUGACCUUAGCCAAAGAAGCCCACGUGGAUGUGAAGUUCCAGUUGCCAAUAUGAUCAAGACCUUGGUGAUGGCUACGGCCAUCUUUUUUGCUUCCUCUACAGAAUGUCACUUGCAGUAUGCCUGUUUUCUGGUGUUGGAUACAAAGUUCUUCAUUGAUAAGAGUCCUAUAAAUAAAAUUACUACAAAGAUAAAGCUUUAUUCCUUAGUAUGAAAAUAUAUCUAAUAGCAGCCUCAUUAGGACAAUGGUAUGUUACAAAAUGUUUUAUAUAAGAAAUAUUUAUCUUCAGCAUCAAAUGGCUCUUAAAUGUAUCACUCAAUAUUUAUACACAGAACUUGGAAGCACUCCUCAGAAUAUCUUUUAAGUAUUUUAGAGAAGUAACUUGCUGAUUAUUUGAACAUCAUUUUAAUCAUUACAGGACAAUGAUAACUGCAAGUCUUCAUGAUUCUGUGGUGGUAAAAACACAUGCAGACUGAUAAAAAAGACACUUAUGAAGAACUUGGACAAAAUUAGAAUGCCAGUUUAAGUUAAUAAAAGUUUCCCAAUGUAA